Echinococcus granulosus is the source of this 7443-nucleotide messenger RNA. RefSeq lists its product as hypothetical. The transcript is spliced from 13 exons. Lineage: Eukaryota; Metazoa; Platyhelminthes; Cestoda; Cyclophyllidea; Taeniidae. The record is from RefSeq and is a predicted model, not a curated record. The coding region runs from base 1 to 7443 and encodes 2480 amino acids.
AUGCCUGAAGACCUCAACGUGAUAUCCUCACAACUGAAGGCUAUUCAGGCUGAAGUUGUGGAGUUCAAAGUGGGCGUAAGCCACCUGGCCUUGGAUGAGGAGCGUGAGAGGUAUACGCGCAUUCGCGAGCGCAUCGAAUCACUCGUAAUCACACUGGGAAAUAAUAAAACUGAUACUGGCAAUUUGGAAUUGGAAAAUGCCCGAAGGCUUUUGAAGGUUGCGACUGGCAAUACUGAGACCCUACGCUACCUUGAAACCAUUUCUUGUCUGGAGAGCAUAUUCACGGACGUAACCAAAGCUGCAACAGUUACAGCCGUAGGAUUAAGCGCUGAGGACAGUGUUUCGCAGCAUGCCCUCUCAUCACGGUUCCUCACUGAUAAUGUGAAGCAAUGCUGGGACUACACAGCACAACUAUCCAAUCUCGCAGCCAUUCAACUGAAAGCAGCAGCGGAUUUUCAUAUAUUCAACCACGAGGCCAAUGAGGUGCGCGCCCACGCCAGUCAAUUAAAAGAUCUCUCGAGAAAGCAGUUAGAAGCCUUUUCGCCCGAGGGACGCAUUGGCGAGGCAUCUAAUCUAACCCACGAGAUGAAAGAGAGACUGAAUGCCUUCCAAAGUCUAGCAGAUCGGGCUCGGACCCUCGCUUCAAAGGCACCUUCCAUUCUGCCCGUGGAGAAUCGCCUUCUCGAGGUGCGCGGUGGAGUGGCAGGGGCCUCCGAUCUCGGUGGCCCGUUGAUGGUGCAGCUGCUAAUCGACUACGUUGGGAGCAACUUCACCGUGAAGAAAGGCGACUCCCUGCCUCUCAUCGAUACCACAGAGAACCCCUAUUUGUGGAAGGUUAUGACGUCCAAUGGACCACAGUAUAUCCCUUCCAUUGCCUGCAUUAUCGCCUCUGCAAAUGGCGAGCAGAUUCAUGAUGCCUAUAAAACCCUAUCCACCGUCAAAGAUGCAUGGAACGAUUCGGUUGAAAACUACAGGCGACAACUGGCCAUCUACUACAGCAACUAUCUCGAGGGCGUUGGACAACGUGGUGGUCUUUAUACGACUGAUUCAAAUGGAAAAAGACGCUUUUUGGAGGAUCUUGAUCGACUUCUCAUACAGGCAGAUGCCGAUGAAGGUCAUCUAGCCAAUAUCCUGGAGAUGCUCUCGGUUCCGAGACCAGAACAGGCAAACGAAGUUUGGAACCGAUCGCAACUAAGUCUUCUUCAUCAACCUCUACUGAUACUAAACGAACACGUUCAAUCCAUCAAAAGAAUGGACGAAAACGUAGCCUUGUAUACGAAUCGCAUGAGGGAAUACGCAUCAACAAUCACUUCGGAGGCUCAUGGACUCCAGGCUCAGCUGGAAAGUCUCAGAAUGACAUAUGAUCGAAACCGGGCAGAAUUGAAGGAGCUCUACGAUCGCGUGCACAACUGGAGGACGGUAUACACUGAGUCUCUCAAUGGACCUACUAGUGGAGUGGGACGUCUCAUUAUCUCUAGCGUCUCAUCGAGUUCUGGAAUCUCCUCAGAAGAACUCCCGCCCGUCCCGUUACCUCCAUCUCCAUUCGGACGCAUUACACCCAUGGAGCUUCCUACAACUCAAGAGGAAGAAGAUUCACACAUGGAGUUUCUGGAAACACGGGGCCACAGACGCCCCAAAAUGAAUGUAGCUCUCUUACAGGCUAAAGAUGUGUCCCGUAAUGGGAAAUCAACGGUGUUCACAUGUGGAGCUAAUCUGCAUCCGAGGCAGACACACGGUAAUCUCAACGUGAAGCAAGCUAAUGCACAAAAGCCAAAGAUGGUUCGUGAUUUUCCAACACAAACUACUAACCAUCGUGUUAUUCGAAACACCCAGACAGAGCUCACUGGCAACCUUGUCAGCUGUAAAUUCGCAGGCACGCAGAGUGAUUCUAAUAGAGUGGAUUGUAUGACACAAAUUGGUUUGAUUAAAGCACAAAAAGCACAGCAAGUUGAUGGAUCCAUCAUAUCGGCAGCCAUGGAGGUUGCUGAGCAUACCCCAUCUUCUGCCUCUGCAACGGAAGGAGCCAUACCUGACAGGGUGCAUGAGACCUACACUACUGGCCGAGCAAAAGGCGCAACUGCUUACCAUGAAACUGCAACAUCUGGUGUGAAGAAACAAGAUUUGAUUUUCCAGAUUGGCGAUUCCCGAGCCCGGACGGGUUCCGAAAGCAGUACACCUUAUCGUAAAUCUGGAGCACUUAAAUCCGACUCUCAUUCAAUUGAUUUUGGAACUUUUGAAGCUCAUGUGGCCACGGGGAGAUUGGAUAUCGAAACCAAAAAGGAAAGUCGCGAUAUCAUAACACAAAUUCAGUCGACAUCAAAUUUUGGUAGUCAACAAGAUCUGGAGUAUCGCACAGUAGAAUCAGCUAACAUAAAGAGUAAACCAAAACAGAAAGAGAGUGACAUUCAGGUGGGCCCAUCAGGAUUAAAGACCGGCAGCGUAGAGCUCAGGCGAACCCUUAAUAGUACAAAUCUCCAAACAGAAAUUGACAAGACCUCCGUAAAAAUGGAAACAACACCAUGUUCACUAAAAUUCUUCGAUGCUGAGGCUCAAAUUUCCCAUGCUCCCAAAGUUCCUAAGGCCUUUGAUGGGGUGGAAUACCUUAAAUGUGCUAGUCAGCAGAAUCUUGUUCAAGGGGACUUCAAAGGUUUUGCAAAAGACACCUCCUAUUGUGAACUAAAUGCCAAUGGUCAAACCCUCUCCGAUAUUGACUUGCAGGUCAGCAGACCAGCCCUGGUAGAAGCUGCGAUAGUCAACGGUAUGAGCAAACCGAAGAUUGUUGCUGAAUGCACAUGCUUUGAGAUUGUACCACAAGGAAUGCAGGGGAUGGAAAACUUAUCGUCGAACCAUUUCUGCGCUCUUCAUCAGCCGAUGUCAUUCCACUUUACUCCGCCAUGCUACGCUCAAUGUGAAACACCAAUGAGAAUGCGAGAAAAUAGGCGGACGAUAAGGUGCCAAACGGUAAGUCUUAAGCUCGACCCAAGAGAAGUUGAAGUUUCAACGGUGAAUGCUAAAAUCGAUGAUAGGGUAGUGGCUGAAAGACCUUGGCUUGUGGAUGACGACUUUAAGAUUGCUGACUCAAAAGAGGUCAGGCUGGUGAAUAUCCAAACAAAAGAACGCACGCCCGUAGAAGGAACACAGAUGGGCAAGCAGAAGUCAACGUUACUAGCCUCUCACAUGAAUCCUCGAGAAGCCAGUGCGGUUGAGUUCAGCACAACAGGUCCUAAAAUGAAUCGUGGGAGUGCCUAUUUCCCCAAGAGAACUGCGGAUCGCAGCCCAGCAGCACCAAGAUUACCCGCGGAGGCAAAGUGUCAUUUGACAGUUAAUGGGCUGCAACGCGAUGUAUUUGAACACUCUUCUAAAAUCUCUUCUUCCGAGCCAAUCUACUUAGCCACAUGCGGAACGAAACGCGUUUAUAGUGAGGUUUCAUGUCAGGUAGGAACAAUUUUAAAACCAGAAAUCAUGGAAAUUAGUACAGUACCCCUCCAAGUGACCGAAGUCGACCAAUCCAGCCGUCGAGAUAAAACUUUGGAUGCUGUUAUCUGCCCAACAAGGGUUCUUGUAAAGCCGGUGCUCACUGAGGAUGGAGGGAUUAAUGUGGCCAAGAUGCAGGAUCUGCAUCAUUUGAAUGUGAAGAUAGCCAAUCGGAUGUAUAAUGCAUCGGUGGCUCCAACUUCUAGAAUGCGAACUCAACAGGAAGUGAGUCAUGAUAGUCGUCAAAUUUGCACAUUGGAAAUGAGUGCAAAGAAUGGGCAGGCGGAUGACUACACGAUGACUGCUUCACCUAGUUUUACAGAGGCUGGCUUCACAAUCACACUGAAUGGUCAGAGACGGCAACAGGAGACGAUUAAUCAGCUUUCUGUCUGCCCAACCUGUCACUGUCAGUUUGAAACAUCUCGGGUGAGUUCAGCUAUAACAGAGGCUUCGACUUCAAGAAAACCUUGGUCGACAGUCUCGCAGUCAACUCAAGUGGGCACAAUUCUGACCCCCACUAGAGUCCAAAUCGUUGGAGUCGGUACAAAAUCCAAGGCUCCACCCGAAAUUCGCAAUUUCGGUUUUGGAGCGCAAAACAUUGUUUGCCCUUCUACUGUUGAGCUCGUUUCUUCGCUUACUGAAACAGGUGGUAUCAAGGUGAAAGAUAUUUCUGAGGUCGAUGCUGUGCAUAUUCUAGCCGAAGGAUCCACAUUCUAUGCAAGUGCACGCAAUUGGGUUUGUCAAGGUAACGUUGCUCACAGUAAAGGAGAUUUGGCACCUGAGAAAACAGUGCCUUUGGUAAAGAAAUCAGAGGUUUACAGUGUAAGCGACCAACCACUUCUGCAGCAAGCCAGAUUUGAAAUAGUCAAUACGAAAGUGAGCGAACUGUGCGACUUUUGCCACGGCAGCGGAAAAAGAACUUCAGUCCAAGUGAGUCCCCAAGAACGCAGACCCACUUCUGCCACUUCUACUACCUAUCAACCGCUUGCCUCUCAGAAAAUCAAAGGCCCUGAAGUGUCGAGCGUUGAAUGUCAGGUCAGUGCGAUUCUCCGACCUACACGAGUUUAUGCUGCUAACGUAGAAAUCCGACCAAGAACAGCUGAACUUGCUAGACAGAUGGGUAUGACUCCGAAUGCAAUAAUCUGUCCCUCAACUAUUGAAUUACAGACAGAGUUGGCCGAAAAUGCUGGGAUUCAGGUGAUGGACGUAAAGGAGGUCGGCAGCAUGGAACUCGUUGCGGACACAUCGCUCUUCAAAACGAGUUUUUGCGAACGUGUAACUGAUUUGCGAAGGCAGAGCAUUUCAGGCGGUAAGCCAUUUAUGGACAACAUGAACAUUACUGGCGGCAAAUCGGGUCUCACUCUGGGGCAGGCGCAAAUCCAAAAGAUUGGGCCUAAGUCGGUGUCGAACGCAAAAACAUUUACAUUGCAGGAUGUAGGUUGUGAGUUCGCAAUAAAGAGUGCAAGGGUUGGGGCAGUUUGUAACCAGUGUCAUGGCAGGGGCCGGAUUGAGAGCUCCCUGACGGCUUUCUCUCCGAUCCGGAGUACAUCAGUAGACUACAGCAGAAAGCCUUCAUUCAUCCAUCAGAGAGCAAGCACACCUGUCACAAAGACCGUGGAAUGUCAGGUAGGUGCGGUAUUGCGCCCGUCGUCCAUUGAAAUUGGUAAUAUUGGCGUAAAACCGAGAAACGGAAAAGUUGCUGAAUAUUUGGGCAUGAAUGUCGAUUCAGUGCUCUGUCCGGCUAGAGUGCAAAUGAUACCAGAGAUAAGAGAGGCACCAGGAAUAGAGAUUGUCAAUGUAGCAGAUGUGGCUCAUACGGAAGUUCAAGUUGGCGAAAUUGUUAUUGACGCGGAUGUUCAAACUCAACGACCUCAGUGGUCAUCAGUUGCUACAGAUACCCAAAAAAAACCUCAUCUACUACUUAACAUUAAGAGCAACGGAGACGGUCUUACUAUCGGACACAGUUCACCCCCUGCAUCUAUGCGGAACGUUGGCACUGUUUGCGAUAGCUUCACUCUAAAUGACAUUGGCUGCGAAGUCGUACUACGAAACUCAUCCAUUGGAGGCGUGUGUACGUCUUGUCGAGGUAGUGAAAGAACGGCGUCUGCCUCUGUGAAGACGAUGCCGAGAGUGUUGGAAACGCAAGGUGUCGAAACCUCGCAUCAAUACAGCACAUUGGCGUCAGCCUUGGUGAUGACCAAAGCAGUUCUUUCAGAAUCGAAAUCUUGCCAAGUCGGAACUGUCCUCACUCCUACCUGUUUGAAUGUGGCAGGGGUUGAAAUGUAUUCUAAAAGCACAACGUCAUUCGCGUCUUCCGGCACAAUCGUUUAUCCGGCGGCCGUUGAAGUUGAAAGUAGACUCAUGGAAAACUCUGGAAUACAAAUAAGGGAAGUAGCAACCAUGGACUCCAUGAAUGUUAUUUUGGGCGAAAAAUCGUACAUUGCGAGCACACAGAAAAUGGCUAAAUCGAAGGUGGAGUCAUGCGUGCUGGAGAUAAAGUCAUUCCACCCAGAAGCGGUUCGUGGGGAGCUUUCUACCUAUCGAAUGGCGGUAGGAUCACUCGCAUCGACUGGGAAAUUUCACCUACAGAAUAUCGGCUGUGAAUUCAGAUUGAGGAAUGCCACUUAUUCUACACCGAAGUACCCACAUCCCUUAGCAGGCAGUUUUGAGCCUAAGACACUAGUGGGAAAUGGUUUAAAAAGCAGUAUAGGUUCACAAAGAACAGAUGCCUCUUGUCAAGUUGGGCUCACGCUAGUUCCGACAACAGUACAUGUGGCAGACAUGGCUGUCAGCGCCAGCGAACAGCGCGUGGCGACUAGUCUUGGACUCAAAGCAAAUGCCAUUAUUUGUCCAUCAACGGUGGAUCUUGAAACCCAACUAACUGAGACUGCUGGAGUAACAGUAACUGAUGUCCAUGCUGUAAAGGAAAUCGGAAUUACUGUUGGAGAGAGGAAGGGCGUCGUGAAUGUUACCGGACGGAAUCUGAAAGUGCAAGAAAAGGGCAUCAUCUCCAGGCCCACGGAGCCCAUCUACCUGAGCUUCACCUCCUACCCACCCACGUGCGUUCAAGACACUCAUCCAAAGUUCGGCAAAGUGCGCGAAACCACGACCACUCAAGUGAUCAAGGCGAUUGAUCAAAAUUCCAGAUGCACCUUUCAAAUACGACGAAUAGGCGAAUCACUAAACCCGUACCCACUGUCAUUAACACAAAUUGGACCUGCACAAGAGAAUUUAAGGAAAGAAAGUGCCAGCUGUCAAGUUGGUGUCACAAUGGUUCCGAGUAAAAUGAAUGUUUCAAGAGCUAAAGUAAUCGUGGAAAAGAAGUCCAGCGCUGACAUUAUGGGCAUCUCAGGACCAUCAGUUCUGCAAUCAACAACAUGCGAACUCGAAUCACGCAUCUCAGAAAGGCCGGGCAUUGGAAUUGCUCAAAUAGACGCAGUGGAACAACUUCAGCUGCAAAUAGAAGGCGAAAUCUACAAUGCAUCUGUUGUGGGAGGUGGUGCGAAACCAAAGACAACCGGAACGACAGGCCCUCAGGGCUGGAAACAUGCACCAAUCAGCAUCACUGGCCAUCCAAGGACGGACACCCAUAUACCUUCCUCAAUUCAGCGGUCAGAUAAAGGUAUUUUCAACACCAUCGGACCGUAUCUGGUGACGAUGAAGGGGGGUACAGUACAGAGCCGGAGUAUCUUGGAGAUAGGCGCGCUUACACUUGGUGGAAAGAGCCUGCAACUGAGCGUAGAUGGCGAUCUACGUGGCAAGUUAACAAUGCAGACAGCUCAACAACCGAGUAGUAGUGGGCGUAAGUCCACUAGCUAUCCGGACUCCUCCCAACGCCUCCGCUCACCCAUCAGUCCCGGCGAUCGUCUGCUUCCCCGACGACCCAACUCCCAGCUAUGCGAUGUCGCCUGUGAGGCUUUGAUCAAACCUGAGACAUUAGAGAAACGUCUACAAACAGUUUUUAUCUGA